This is a messenger RNA of Carcharodon carcharias (great white shark), 1716 nucleotides long. Its product is annotated as myosin heavy chain, embryonic smooth muscle isoform-like. The coding region runs from base 6 to 1652 and encodes 548 amino acids. NCBI's taxonomy places the organism in Eukaryota, Metazoa, Chordata, Chondrichthyes, Lamniformes, Lamnidae. Gene Ontology annotation, cellular component: myosin complex. The transcript has 11 exons. The record is from RefSeq and is a predicted model, not a curated record.
UGCAGAUGUUGGCAGAGGAGAAGAGUGUGUCAGCGCGGCAUGCGGAGGAGAGGGACCGAGCCGAGGCCGAGGCUCGAGAGAAGGAGACUCGUGUGCUGUGGUUAAGUCGCACUCUGGAGGAGGAGGUGGAGAGCAAAGAGGAAAUGGAGCGACAGAACAAGCAGCUGCGCUCCGAGAUGGAGGACCUGAUGAACUCCAAGGAUGACGUGGGCAAGAACGUACACGAGCUGGAGAAGGCGAAGCGGGCGCUCGAGCAGCAGGUGGAGGAGAUGAAGACGCAGCUGGAGGAAUUGGAGGACGAGCUGCAGGGCACGGAGGACGCCAAGCUCCGCCUGGAGGUCACCAUGCAGGCCACGAAGGCCCAGUUCGAUCGCAGCCUCCAGUCGCGUGACGAGCAGAAUGAAGAGAAGAAGAGAACCCUUCUCAAACAGGUGCGGGAGCUGGAGCUGGAGCUGGAGGACGAGAGGAAGCAGCGCUCGAUGGCCGCAGCCUCGAGGAAGAAGCUGGAGGCGGAGCUGAAGGACGUGGAGGGUCACAUUGACGGGGCCAACAAGGGCAGGGACGAGGCUCUCAAACAACUGCGGAGGCUGCAGGCUCAGAUGAAGGACCUGCUGCGGGAGCUGGACGAGGCCCGCUCCUCCCGGGAGGAGACCUUCCUCCAGUCCAAGGAGACCGAGAAGAAAUUGAAGUCUCUCGAGGCGGAACUGCUGCAGACGCACGAGGACCUGGCUGUCUCAGAACGAGCCCGACGACAGGCUGUACAAGACCGGGAGGACCUGGCGGACGAGAUGGGCAGCAGCGCGUCCGGGAAGUCGGCCCUGUUUGAGGACAAGAGGCGGCUGGAGGCCAGGAUCGGGCAGCUGGAGGAGGAGUUGGAGGAGGAGCAGAGCAACACGGAGCUGCUGAAUGAUCGCUACCAUAAGGUCACCAUGCAGGUGGAGACGAUGACCACGGAGCUGUCGGCUGAGAGGAGCCUCACCCAGCGGCUGGAGAACAUGAGGCAGCAGCUGGAGCGGCAGAACAAGGAGCUGAGGGGCAAGCUGCAGGAGCUGGAGGGGGUGGUGCGCUCCAAGUACAAGACCAGCGUCACCACCCUGGAAGUGAAGAUCUCGCAGCUCGAGGAACAGCUAGAGCAGGAAUCCAAAGAGCGCUCGCUGGCGAACAAGUUACUGCGACGGACAGAAAAGAAAAUGAAGGAGCUGCUGCUUCAAAUCGAGGAUGAGCGCAGGCAUGCCGACCAGUUCAAGGAGCAGGCGGAGAAGGCUUCCCUGCGGAUGAGGCAACUGAAGAGGCAGCUAGAGGAGGCGGAGGAGGACUCCUCGAGGGCCCACACCUCCCGCCGCAAGCUGCAGCGAGAGCUGGAGGAUGUGACAGAGACAGCGGAGGCCAUGAACCGGGAAGUCAGCACGCUGAAGAGCAAACUGAGCAGACUGGAACGCCUCCAAGCCAAACGCGGAGGGCACCUACCCUUCACCACCAGGAUCAGCCGCCGGGUGCUGCAGGCCGAGGGCUCGCUGGAGAAUUCGGACGAGGAGUCGGACGCUCGAGAGGGGGAAGGGAGCGGAGGGCAGCAGACGGCCGCCCAGACGCCGGGACCCGAGCAGGCGCCGGCCGGCCAGGAACAGCCGCCGGCAGCGGCUCCGCAGGAGUGAAAGAGCGAGUCCGGUCCCUUUCUCCGACACUCUUCCCCCUCCCCUUCCCCCCCCCAACUCUCUC